Messenger RNA from Scleropages formosus (Asian bonytongue), 5335 nucleotides. RefSeq names its product lysine (K)-specific demethylase 2Ab (gene kdm2ab). Lineage: Eukaryota; Metazoa; Chordata; Actinopteri; Osteoglossiformes; Osteoglossidae. Bases 1085 to 5026 code for a protein of 1313 amino acids. Gene Ontology annotation, molecular function: zinc ion binding; DNA binding; protein binding. The transcript is spliced from 22 exons. The record is from RefSeq and is a predicted model, not a curated record.
AAUAGUGUGUGUGUGUUCUGUGACGAGUUGAAAAUGGCGGCGUGAGGCAGAUCGUACAAACUUUAUCGGAUAAUAACAAGAAGCUCGGCUAUUUAAAACCUCAGUUUGGAUUUGGAGGAGAUUACAGUUUGGGGAGACGUUGAAUUCCAUUUACAGUGUUUCCCUGGGUGACAUUAAUGAUUAAGAGCAAGACGCUGAAAUUCUUUUUUCCUCCGAAUGAUUGGUAGAAAGUUCUUCCAAAUAAUAGCGUUAAUUUAAUUUUAUAUACGCAGUGAACUUCGACAUUUUGUCUUCUCGGGACGCGUAGACAUUUUGUUAUUCGAUUUGCGUGACAUAAGGCAACUUUUCGCGUUAUUGAACCGUGUAGCUUCCUCAGUUCCUCCGAAACACUGGGUUGGCUGCUUCUUAGCUAGCUGCUGAAUAACACAAACAUAUGACGGAACUUACAUCUUAAAACGCUUUCCGACGAAUCACUACAGCACAAUAUCUCGGCCGUACAUCUCUGUGAGACGAGUGGUCGCACUACCCGACGCCCGGUCGACUUGUUUAAAUUCUCAGUUUACAUUUUGUUGUGGUGCAAGAAUGUUACCUUUUAGUGCUGGAUAGCUAGCUGGCUAACUAGCUGAACGUCAAUGCCGAGGGAAGUUCGUGUUCGUGAGCUCGUCGUUAAAUGUAAAUUUUCGGAAUAUACUAGCUCUCUCUGUUAUUGCUUUCGUUUGCGGGGGCCUUGUUGUUUAAACUCUACGUGUGUGAAUUAUUAUAUUGAUAGCUUGGGUCGCUCACUCGACCGCCAUGUAGGCUCUGGCUCUCCAGAAGUUGUACGGCGGCGGACGGCGCUUCUGAACAGCGAAAGCUCGUCGGCUCUGGCUCUCCAAAAUUGAACUUUGUUUGACACUGACAGGCUACACACGUGACGUUAGAAGAUCUUUUGCGCGCAAGGAGCCGCGUCUUUUCUGCCGUGGAAGCGAGGACGUUUUCCGCUCGACAUUCUCCGAGGCGCUAGUUUAGUUCGAGACCACCUUCCACCCUGGACAUUGAUUGAAUUUCCGCUGGAGAACUGCAGAGUGGGAGUUGAACGCUGAAGAUGGAAGACGCGCCCCGUUACAGCAAGAGAUUGCGCUCAGGAACACGACGACGGUACCAGGAUGAUGGUAUCUCUGAUGAUGAGAUUGAUGGGAAAAGAACUUUUGAUCUGGAAGAGAAACUACACAGUGAGAAGUUCAGCUCCAACCUUGUGAAGCGCAUGGAAGGCAAAGACUUCACAUUAGAGUACAUCCAGAGGGAGGGGCUGCGAGACCCCAUUAUCUUUGAGAAACCAGAUGGACUUGGCAUCAAAAUGCCCGAUCCAAAUUUCAGUGUGAACGAUGUAAAGCUCUUUGUAGGAAGCAGAAGGGUAAUUGACGUAAUGGACGUGACUACGCAGAAAGGCAUCGAGAUGUCCAUGGCUCAGUGGAGGAGGUACUAUGAGACACCUGCAUCUGAGAGAGAGAAGCUUUACAAUGUUAUCAGUUUGGAGUUCAGCCACACCAAGCUGGAGAACCUGGUCAAACGUCCAGCAGCGGUGGAUGCCAUUGACUGGGUUGACAACAUGUGGCCACGUCAUCUUAAGGAGAGACAGAGGGACUCCACUAAUGCAAUAAUUGAAAUGCAAUACCCCAAAGUACAGAAGUACUGUUUGAUGAGCGUAGAGGGCUGCUUCACAGACUUCCACAUUGACUUUGGCGGCACUUCUGUUUGGUAUCAUGUACUGCGAGGCGGUAAGGUUUUCUGGCUUAUUCCACCCACAUCCCAAAAUCUGGAGCUCUACGAGAACUGGGUGCUGUCAGGGAAACAGGGCGACAUCUUCUUGGGUGACAAGGCCGCAGCCUGCCAGAGGAUAGAGCUGAAGCAGGGCUACACCUUCAUGAUCCCCUCUGGUUGGAUCCACGCGGUCUACACCCCCAUGGACACCAUUGUUUUUGGGGGCAACUUCUUGCACAGUUUCAACAUCCCCAUGCAGCUUCACAUUUACAACAUCGAGGACAGAACACGGGUACCAGCUAAGUUCCGCUACCCCUUCUACUACGAAAUGUGCUGGUAUGUGCUGGAGAGGUACCUGUACUGCCUGACCAACACAUCACACCUCACUCCAGAGUUCCAGAAGCACUCUCUGGGUAUCGGACUGAAGCGGGAGGACUGCCCAUAUGUAGAAGACACCCUUAAUGACCAUGGCAAAGAGGAGGAGGAGCAAGUCACCACUCCCACGAAGCCUGGAGUUAAAGUGCACCUGACUCCGUUUGAGCUCGAAGGCCUGUGGAACCUGCUGGGGAAGCUGGAGUCUCUUCCAUCUCACAAGAAGUGUGUCCCAGCUGGGAUCCAUAAUGCACCAGCAUUGCUGCAUGGCAUCCGGACUCUUUUGCAGGAGCACGCUAAUGAUGACCCCAAACUUUCCUGCACUGGAAAACCUAUUGUUAAGUGGCCUCAAAGGCCUUCCUGGUACCAGCCCCCUCACCCACCACCCUCCAUGUUGCCUCGGCCACGUCUCUCUGGUUCGUUAGCACACCCCUUGCCCCCACCACGGCCUCCAAGGCCCCCAUCUUCUAUAUCGGCGCUACGAAGGAGGCGCGUGCGCUGCAAGCGCUGCACAGCCUGCCUGAGGAAAGAAUGCGGCAACUGCAACUACUGCAAGGACAUGAGGAAGUUUGGAGGCCCAGGCCGACUCAAACAGACAUGCGUUCUACGCCAGUGUCUCGCUCCGGGACUCCCGCUGUCAGCGGUGUGUGCAAUCUGUGGUGAAAGCGGCCAGGAGCCCGGCAAGACACCCAUCUCCUCCCUCACACUAAUGGAGUGUUCCAACUGCGCCCAGAUCACCCACCCUGACUGCAUCAAGGUGCAGGGAGAGGGUGUGGUGAACAAAGACCUGCCGAGCUGCUGGGAGUGCCCUAAAUGUACCCUGGAAAAGAAUGCCAAUAUGGAGUCCUCAGAUAGUGAUGAUAACAGUAUAGCCUCAACUGGCUCUGAGGCACCAGUGUCCACCACAACCUCGGUGAAACACUCCACCAAGGUGACAAUGGGGCAGGGGGAUCAUGGAGAGGGCAGGGCUACCCGCCGCGGCAGGCCUCCGCUCACUCUCUCCUCACUCUCCCUAUCGCGCACUCGUCGCAUGGUGCCACCCCCCUCCCAGACUCUUCUGGAGCAGCAGCAGCGGCAAAACAGAAAGCGUGCGAGGGUUUUGGAGACGCGUCUCAGGAAGAAGAUAAAGUUAGAUCAAGGCAAAAUUUUGCAGGCGAAGCGAAAGUCCUCUCCAGAUUCCCUUUCUCAUAAAGUCCUCCGCCGGUACAGCCAGCGAGAGGACAGUGACAACUGCGUUGGCCGUCGUAAUCUCAGGGGCUCAUCCCUCAUCUCCUCCAGGGGGAGUGGGUCUGGCAGACGAAGUCUCUGGAGGGGAUCCCCCUACCGCAUCAUCCGAGGGGGCAGGUUAGCCACAAACUCACCGCUGAGACGGCAUGAACUAGGGAUGAGGUGUGACAAGGAUGGCUGCAGGGAAAGGGCGCGGGUCAUACGAGGCCGUGGCCAGAUUCAGCAAACCAGAGAAAUCAUGGAGGAAAGGAGCAUGGAUGAAGACCAAGAUGUUAAGGGAGAUCUUGAGGAUGGACAGCGAGGAAGACUACUGGACAAGGAGAACUGCCCACAAGGGCUGGGGGCACAAGAUGAUGGUGAUGAGAGUGAGGAGAGGGAGCAAGAUGGAGCAGAGGAAGAGGAUGUAGAGAUGGAUGAAUAUGUGGGAGAGGGAAAUGGGUCAGAUUCUGAGCCGGACCCACCAGUACUUUUGGUGUCCGAUAUGCAUGAUGAUAUCAUAAAUGGCUCUCGUCUGACUGUGACCCUGCAGCGUCCCGCGAAGGCCAAGCGUGACCCUGGAGCCAUUGUACCCAAGCUAGAGGCAGCAGUUACUGCCAGGAGCCCCGAGAACCAGGGGUAUGUUCAGCGCAAGACACUGCAACGACCUCAGCUCAAGAAUGGCCAUGCACUCUCGGAUGCCAAGUAUUCCAGCAGAUCUGUCCCUUCUGUCCAACACCCACAAGUUCAUCCCCGAAACUCCACCGCCAGAAGAGAGGUGCCUGGGACCCAUGCAAUAGCCCCACUGCCUGGGCCAGUGAUCAGUGUCACCUCUCCAUCAACCUCUUCUUCCCAACAUUCUGGCUCUGCCCUCUCCCCUUCAGUUAAAGACCUGGGAAGUGAACCAGGAUGUGAGAAGGAGGUGUGGGUUUCCGUGUUCCGCUACCUGACCCGGGCAGAACUCUGUGUGUGCAUGACAGUUUGCAAGAACUGGUACAAGUGGAGCUGCGACAAGCGACUCUGGACCAGGAUCGAUUUGAGCCGGUGCCGUUCCAUCAGCCCUCAGGCCCUGUCUGGCAUCAUCAAGCGCCAGCCCGUUUCCCUGGAUCUGUCCUGGACACCAAUCUCCAAGAAGCAGCUCUCCUGGCUCAUCAGCCGGCUGCCAGGCUUGAAGGACCUGACUUUGUCUGGGUGCUCCUGGUCUUCCGUCUCAGCCCUCAGCUCUUCCAGCUGCCCACUCUUGCGCUCCCUGGACUUGCGCUGGACAGAGGGGGUCAAGGAUUCUCAGAUCCGGGACUUGCUUAAUCCUCCAGGUUGCAAUAAUCGCAGCAAGCUCAGGAACUUGCUCUCUUUCCGGCUGUCAGGCCUGGAGAUAAGUGACUCUACAUUGCGGCUCAUCAUCAGGCACAUGCCCCUGCUGACACGGCUCGACCUUUCACACUGCCGUGGCAUCACCGACCAGUCAGUCAACCUUUUGACUGCUGUAGGGUCCUCCACACGCAACACACUGACCGAGAUUAACCUAGCAGGCUGUAGUAAGCUGACAGAUGCCUGCUUGCGUUACCUGAAGCGCUUGUCAAGUCUCUCCAUUCUGGACCUACGGGGCUGCAAGGGUGUGACACGGAAGGCCUGUGAAAACUUUAUCUCGGAGCUCUCCAUCAACACACUGUACUGCCUCUCUGAUGACAAGCUCAUACAGAGGAUAUCCUAGAUAUUAACUGCCAUUAGGGACAAAGACUGUAGAAGGACCAGUACUGGUGGAUGGCAUGAUGGUUUUUUUUUUUUUUUUUUUUUUUUUCCCCCCCCCUUCUUGAAGUGAAAGACUUCGAGCAGGGGGUCCUUGUAAAGAGUUUUACUGUAUAUGGAGAAGAAAAUGUCUGGCAAAAUGACUGGAGCCAGGGACUCUUUAUCCCAAAGUUGUAGGAAAACGUAUAUAGGAGCCUCACUUUCUCCGAAGCCCAGUGUGAGUGACUUCACUGUUUCUCAUGCAACUCAUGGAGGGGUUUUUUUUUUUUUUUUU